Molecule: messenger RNA, 820 nt
Organism: Colletotrichum phormii
Lineage: Eukaryota; Fungi; Ascomycota; Sordariomycetes; Glomerellales; Glomerellaceae
Exons: 2
Coding region: 282-716 (144 amino acids)
Source: RefSeq, a predicted model, not a curated record
GAAGUAUUACGGCUUGGCUGCUCUAGCACGAAUAGGCAACAAGCUUGGCCAGGAUUCUUCUUUCGAUUGGGGCAUCUGCCACUGCAUAAAAACCCCAGAGUUUCGUGCCAGUUCCCGGACGGCGGAAUCGAGCGUCAGCAGACGCUGGCGGCAGAAUGUGCAGCUUCUCGAAUGGAAUAGGCUGACUUACUCAGGCGCAGUUGUGCUUGUCGUCUUUUGGCUACAUAACUGGGCGCAAAAGCAGCACACUCGAUAUCCUCUCCCAGCGACUCUCCUCAACCAUGGCCAGCAACCAAGCGUCUCACACCGAUAUCAAAGACUAUAGCCCCUCCGUCUUCAGCCAAGACACACUCGUCGCCUCCGACACCAACUCCCUGCACCCGCUCAUCCGCAACGCCGAAAGCACCACCGACCAACCGCUCCGAGGCACCGAGCCCCAGCCCGCCCGCUCCGACAACUACCACUACGUCUCUACGCGCGUCGUAAAGGAAAUACCCAAGGCCAAGACGCCUUCUGAUCCGAAUAGCGCCUUGAGCAAGUUCAAGAGGAUGCUGAAGCCUCCUGCUGUGGGGGCGGUUGAGGCCCUGCCUACCCACGAGGGGAAGUCGUAUCAUGUUGACGAGGAGGGACGGAUUAUUGAGACUACGGUUCGGAGAGCAGGUGAGUGUUGCGAAAUGCUGUUCGGCGUUGGAGCUUGCGCUAUGCUAAUAUGGUGAUCUCUCAGGUACAUCGCGGAACGUCUUUGCUAAUGGCGAUGCUGGUGGUGGCGGGGGAUCCUGAAGUUGACUUGAGGAGCGGACGGGACGUAAUUUCACAGGCU